Molecule: messenger RNA, 897 nt
Organism: Dioszegia hungarica
Lineage: Eukaryota; Fungi; Basidiomycota; Tremellomycetes; Tremellales; Bulleribasidiaceae
Product: NADP-dependent oxidoreductase domain-containing protein
Exons: 8
Coding region: 1-897 (298 amino acids)
Molecular function (GO): oxidoreductase activity
Source: RefSeq, a predicted model, not a curated record
AUGUCGAGAGUACAGCUAAACGACGGCACCUAUAUGCCCAGCACAGGCAUCAACACCGGCAACGGUCUUGUCGGACUCGAGUGCACUAAUCUUAUCCUAUCGGCUUUGAACGCGGGAUAUCGACUGAUCGACACCGCUCCGGACCAUCAGAAUGCCGAGUCUGUCGGGGCGGCUCUCCAGCGAUGGAGCGGCGACAGAGCGGAUGUGUACAUCGUCAGCCAGUUUGGCUUCAGGGGCGGUAAUGGCGCAGAACAGGAUCCCAGGACAGUCCUCCUUGAGGAAAUGAAACUGAUGCAAGUGUCAUAUUUGGAUAUGUAUCUCCUUCCUGGACUGUACGCCACGAGCCCGCACCUCGCAGACUAUUGGAAGACUAUGGAGCAACUGCAAGCCGAAGGUCUGACCAGAUCUAUCGGCGUCAGCGACUUUCGAGCGGAAGACAUUCUUGAGCUCAAGAAAAGCUGGAUCACCCCGCCCGCGGUCAACCAGAUGGAAUACCACCCUUACGUCUACCACGCGCCCAACAUGCUACGCCUCCGCAGUAUCAUGGAUACCGAGCACAUCAAGGUGAUAGCAUACGGUCCCCUCUGCCCGAUGUUCCGAUCGAAAGACGGUCCAGUCGAUCCGGUCGUGGCCCGUAUUGCAGACAGACAUGGCGUGGGCCAGGACGAGGUGCUUUUGGCUUGGGCUACGCAGUAUGGAGGGGGAGCUGCUGUGACGUUGGUCAAUGUUCUCAUGGAGAUACAUCGAGACACACCAAGGAAGACUGAAGUACCCUCUAAUGAGGCUGUGGACGGGAUGAUGCUUACGCAGGAAGAUUUAGAUCAGAUCGCUGAAGCGGGCAAGGGGAGAUUCUUCCGAUUUGCGGAGGCGGAGGUAUGGAGGGAUGCCCUACCGUGA